AUGACGGGUACUUCCAUGGCAUGCCCUCAUGUGAGCGGAUUGGCUUCCCUGCUUCGAAAUGCAUUUCCUAACUGGUCUCCUGCUGCGAUCAAAUCGGCUUUGCUGACAACUGCUUAUGUUGUUGAUAAUUCAGGUAAAUAUAUUGCAGCUAUUAGUGUUGCUGCUAAUGCAAAAUUUUCAACACCAUUCCAACAAGGGUCUGGACAUGUAGACCCAAACAAAGCUCUAAACCCAGGUUUGGUAUACGAUAUUGCACCUAGUGAUUACGAAGCUUUUCUUUGCACGAUUGGGUACAGCGAAACACAGAUGAAACUGUUUGUCAAGGAUAGAACGGUUGACUGUGAUUCCGUCAAGUUAUCCAGUGUAGGUGAUCUUAACUAUUCUUCAUUUUCUGUUGUUUUUGAAUCUGGAAAAACUCAAAAGAUUAAGUACAAGAGGGUGGUUACAAAUGUUGGAGCUUCAGCAGAUGCAAUUUACAAACUCAGAUUUAGAUCUGGAACACCACAUGUCAAGAUCAGUGUUUCGCCAACUAAAUUCGUGUUUAGCAAGGGAGUAACGAGUUUGGCUUAUGAAAUCACAUUCGAGUCGAGACCCACGGAUCUUAAGGAGGCAUUCGGGUCUAUUGAGUGGUAUGAUGGAGAGCAUGUUGUAUGGAGUCCCAUUGCUUUUGUCUGGGAUCCGUGGAGGCAUUCGGGUCUACAGCAGAUCGCCAGCUUGUAG
Molecule: messenger RNA, 720 nt
Organism: Papaver somniferum (opium poppy)
Lineage: Eukaryota; Viridiplantae; Streptophyta; Magnoliopsida; Ranunculales; Papaveraceae
Product: subtilisin-like protease SBT1.4
Exons: 1
Coding region: 1-720 (239 amino acids)
Biological process (GO): proteolysis
Molecular function (GO): serine-type endopeptidase activity
Source: RefSeq, a predicted model, not a curated record